This is a messenger RNA of Saprolegnia diclina VS20, 1221 nucleotides long. RefSeq lists its product as hypothetical. The record is from RefSeq and is a predicted model, not a curated record. The coding region runs from base 1 to 1221 and encodes 406 amino acids. Lineage: Eukaryota; Oomycota; Saprolegniomycetes; Saprolegniales; Saprolegniaceae. The transcript has a single exon.
AUGGCCGACUCGCCCCAAGCGCUGCACGACCGGCUCGAGAAGAGCGCAUUUGCGUUCGAAGUGCUCGAAGCCGCGUACCUCAAGCUCGCCAACGAGAACCGGUCGCUGAAAGAUGCGCUCACGACAGCAGAGCUCAAGCUGCUCGACCAACCGCCCCUCGUGGUGGCAACCGAGCCCGUCGAUCUCUCGUCGGCGUUGCUUCAAGAAGAGGUCCAAGCGCUGAGCGACCAAAUGGCAGCAUCUCAAGUCGUCAUACACGCGCAAGAAGCGUCCAUCGCGCGCCUCGAGGAAGCCGCGCAGGUUUAUGAAAUGGAGCUCCUCGACGUCCACAUGCAGCUCGAAAUGAAAACGCUGCACCGAACGCAGUCCAUGGCCGACGACCAAGGGCCGCUGACCUCACCUUUCUUUGCUGCGCUCCAAGCAACGGUGCAAGCAACGUCGCCAGCGCCCCCCCCAAGUGGCUACCAACACCGACGCGCGCAGUCGCUGACGCGGGCCCCGAUCCUCGACCGCGAGGCAAUGCACGAGGCGAGAGUCGACGCAGACCACUGGCAGCGCGUGGCGCAGCGAACGGCGCAGGAACUUUUGAGCGCACGGGAGGAGGUCGCUUGCCACGAACAAGUCGCCGCGUCGCUCCGCCACGUCAUCGAGCACCAAGCCACCGAGCACGCGCUCAUGACGGCAGCCCACCGCGAUGCGAUCCAGUCACUCAAGGAGAAGCUCGACUCGCAGCGCGCUCGGCUCGACGUGCUCAGCCCCAUGGAAGCGGCGCUCACGGCGGCCACAUCGCGGCUCCGGGUGCUGGAAGCCGCAGUCGCGACCGACAUUGUCACGCAGCUCAACGAGAAGAACCUCGCGCUGCAGUCGAUCCAAACCACGCUACGCCAGCACACGCUGCUCCUGCGCACGCGCGGCUGCCACGAGAAAUCCCUCGCCGCGCAGGUUGCGAUCUUUUGCAAUGACGUGGCAGCGCGUGUGCGCCAGCUCGUGCUCGAAACCGAGACGCUCAAAGACGCGAAGACAUCGCUCAUGGCGUCGUCUGAGGCGCAGCUCCAGCGCAUUAAAGAGCUCAAAGGCCAAGUGCAGGAUCGGGACGCGAUCUUGCGCGUGCUCCAAGUCCAAGUCCACCCGACACCUUCGUCGCACACACGGCCGCUCGAUACGCUUCGCGCCAGUCUGAGCUCGCCAAAGCUCCAGCGCGCGCCAACCGAGUGGCUCUAG